Molecule: messenger RNA, 1047 nt
Organism: Pieris macdunnoughi
Lineage: Eukaryota; Metazoa; Arthropoda; Insecta; Lepidoptera; Pieridae
Source: the annotation of a GenBank genome assembly
AUGUCAUGCAAUUAUGCUGAUGGACUAUCACCAUAUGAUGACAAAGGAAUACUUGGCGUUCCAGAGAAAUUUGACUCUGCUGAAAAGUUGAGAGAAAAAAGUCAGAUAUUAGCUGAUUUAAUAAAGGAUAGUAAACAUAUAGUUAUUCACACAGGAGCUGGGAUCAGUACAUCAGCAGGGAUACCUGAUUUCAGGGGCCCAAAUGGUGUUUGGACUCUUGAGAGAGAAGGAAAGAGACCCAAUAUUAAUGUAUCAUUUUCUGAUGCUAAACCAACUAAGACCCACAUGAUAUUGAAGAAAUUAGUUGAAAGUAAUAUAAUACAGUAUGUUAUUAGUCAAAACAUAGAUGGCUUGCAUUUAAAGUCAGGGUUAUCCAGGAAAUAUUUGGCUGAACUUCAUGGAAAUAUGUUUGUGGAUGAGUGUAAUCUGUGUAAGAGGCAGUAUGUUCGUAAUACCCCAGUGGAAACUGUAGGCAAGAAAUGUAGUGGUGUACCCUGUGGGGCAGUACAUAUAGGGGGUCGGUCUUGUCGUGGACGCUUGUAUGAUGCUGUGUUAGACUGGGAGCACAGUUUACCUGAAAAUGAUCUCUUAGCUGCAGAGUUGCACUCAAGCAUUGCAGAUUUAAGCAUUUGUUUGGGUACAACACUACAAAUUGUUCCCAGUGGUAAUUUGCCAUUAGAGACUGUGAAGUAUGGAGGAAAGCUAGUUAUUUGCAACCUACAGCCAACAAAACAUGAUAACAAAGCUGAUUUAGUGAUUAAUUACUAUGUAGAUGAAGUUUUAGAGAGUGUUAUGAAGAUCUUGAAUAUUGCUAUCCCCACUUAUAAUGAACAAGACAAUUUCAUAAAAUUAGCAGAACAUUCCAUAAUUGACUGGACUAUAAAUAGAAAAGACAUAAUUGCUCUAGAAAAAAUAUAUAAAGCUAAAUGUAAAGGGGUUAAGAAAAAACGAAUUCUUAUCAAAAAUAAAAUAGAUGGUAUUUUAGAGGACAAGGUAAAAAUUAUUAAAUUAGAAAUUAAGGAUGAAAUUAAAUCUGAAAUAAAAUAG